GUUUUCUCACCACUCAUGUGUUAGCCAGCCCUCAUGAUAUAACUUAUGAUUAUUUGUCCUACAUACUGCCCGCCCCAGAAAACACCCACUCUGUAAUUUCCCAUCCCGCAUCUCUCUUUAAGAGGUCCUCUGUGUCUACAUUCCAAACAGACAUGUACUUCAGAUUGAAACGCUGUCCACAACGUUUCUAGAAAAAAAUAAAAGCUGGACAUUUUCUGGUCUCACCACGAGAGGGAUUUUGCGCUAACCCUGACUGGGAAAGUGAUCAAAGCUUCAUCUGAUUUAUUGUAGAUCGGCUAAAACCAACAAAACUGGAUUUUCGAGCAAGGCCAUAGAAUGGAAUCUUGCUUCAGGCCAUCUUGGCAAGUCCUGGUCUUCAGCCUCCUUCUCCUGCUCUUGUCUAGCGGCGGCGAGGCACAGAACUGGAGAGGGAACUCGUGCGGUCGUCCGGGAUGUCGCUAUGUGACUAGGAGGGUCUGCGCCUACAACACAUGGCUAGGAUGCUGCUUGUACCGGACUAUAAGUGAGCCUCAAUGGUACACAGAGUAUUUCUGUUGUCAAGGGUGGAGACAUAGUGGUGACUAUAACUGCAACAUCCCCAUCUGUGAGCCUCCCUGUCAGAAUGGAGGAACCUGCGUUGGUCCGGGGCGGUGCAACUGUCCAGUGGGGCGAAAGUUGGAGAGCGUUGCGAAGGCGGUGAGAGUUUUAAUAAUUUUAAGAAAUCAUCUCUGCUGUCAGAGAUUGGGGUCUGUAGAGGUUUACGGGUACAGGGUAUAUAAACACGUCUUCGGGUCUGAAAAGGCAAACAAAAUGAGCAAUAGACGCUAAAUGUCGGUGUGACAA
This is a messenger RNA of Pomacea canaliculata, 843 nucleotides long. RefSeq names its product epidermal growth factor-like protein 7. Lineage: Eukaryota; Metazoa; Mollusca; Gastropoda; Architaenioglossa; Ampullariidae. The transcript has 4 exons. Bases 337 to 828 code for a protein of 163 amino acids. The record is from RefSeq and is a predicted model, not a curated record.